AUGGCAGACGACGGAAGAGUCCGGACGGUGAGGUCGGAGAUGAAGGAGCUGAUCAAGACGAAGGAGGAGCUGGAUCGAGCCAAGGACGAAGCGACGCAGUCCUGGCUCGAUUCGAAGCCGCUGAUCGACGAGCUGGAGAAGCUGCAGUCCGAAUUGGACGCGGCCAAAAGCAGGGGAUCGGCGGCGAGCGCGGCGGUGUUGGAAUUGCAGUCGGAGGUGGAGGCGAAUCACCGGGAGGUGAGGUCGAAGAUGGAGGACGAGGUGAAGGCGAUGAAGGCGACGAACGAGCUGACCCUGGCGGUGGACCUGACCUGCAAGGACCUGGAGGCGAUCAAGGCGGAAGCCGACGAGCAGCGGAGGGAGCGGCGGAAGCUGAAGCAGGUCCUCCGGAUGCGGCGGCAGAGCCUCCGCGCGCUUCAAUUGAAGCUCCGCGCGGUGCGGAUCGAGGCCGCGGCGUUCGCGGCUUCGGCGGGGGACGCGGCGGCGGUCAUUGCUCUGUCGGCCGAGGCGGUGGAGGAAGAGGACGGCGGUGGGAGGGUGGAAUUGAGGGCGGAGGAAUACGAGGCGCAGACGAGGAGGGCGCAGGAGGAGACGGCGCUGUCCCGGUGGAGAGUCUCGGUUUCGGUGGAGCAGAAGCUCGCGGCGGAGGCCAGCCGGAAUAUUGCUCUGGCGAGAUUGAAGCAGGUGUACAGUAAUUCGAGCAAUUUUAACAAGGUUAACGGAGGGAAGAGCCGGAGGAAGGCGGCGAGGUGGGAGGAGGAGGAGGAGGAUGUGAUCGUGGCGGACGAGGAGGUUAUGGCGGCGCCGGCGGGGAUUAAAGGAGGAGCGAGGAGCGAUGUAGUGGAAGAGGAGGCGGCGGCGACGGGGGAUUCGAGCGGCAGAGCUGGAGAACAGAUUGUGAUUCCGAAAGCUAGGGCCCGGGCGAUGGCGGCGGAAUCGAAUCGCAGGAGGCUGCCGCGACCUCCGGCGAGGAGAUCGGCGAGUCAGGGUAGUAGCGGGAGGAAGAGAGUGGUGAAGAAGAGAAGCAAGCCGUCGUUUUUCGCCAAGGUUUCGAGCUUCAUAAGGGGAAUUAAGAAAUGGUUCCGCUGA
Molecule: messenger RNA, 1089 nt
Organism: Linum tenue
Lineage: Eukaryota; Viridiplantae; Streptophyta; Magnoliopsida; Malpighiales; Linaceae
Source: the annotation of a GenBank genome assembly